AUGGACUAUCACAAGGUGUACUCUUAUGCGUCUGACGAGCUGUUGGCGCCGGAAACGCUGUGUUUUGCUCUUUUCUAUGUCGGCGUAUACAAAGACGAGGCCCAAAUCAGGACAGAACUCACCCAGCUCAAGCAUAAUCUGGACGUAGAGCUCAGACCGUACCUAGACCACUAUCCGUGGCAUGUCCGGCCUGUUGAGUACCAGCUGGUCGACGAUAGACACUGUUUUCUGUAUGGAGAGCUCGAAUACGGCGAAAACAUGGACGAUCUGUGGGUGGUUGCCAGUCUGCUGUUCAGAUUCACGUCCAGGAGCGAAAACAUAUACUUGCAUCUCUAUGACCAGGACCGCGAGUUUCUGCUGAUCGAGGCUGCCCAGCAGGUUCCUGGGUGGCUGGAUCCAGACUGCGCAUCAAACAGAGUUUGGGUCAACUCGCGAAGGGUGGUCUGCGUCCCGAAAGAGUACUGCGAAGGGCGGAAUCUGGACCUUGAAGAGGCCCUUGCGUUUCUGCAGUCAGCCAGCUACCGUUUAGAGGUCCUCAGCGACGUCACGGAGGAGCUGGUGCGCAAGAAGAUUGCCAAUUAUCCGCAGGAAGCUCUGAAACACAUCACAAUGGAGUCGCUGCUGGUUUCGGAGCAAACGGCACGCAAGCUCGUUGGCCGGCCUGCGUACGUCGCUGGAGCAGCCAUUUCGCAUUUUCUGGAGCCCCUGCGGCUGUUAGGACUCCGGCUCGGCGGCCAGCGACCGUCCAGACAGGUGACACUAAACAUUAGAGUCAAUGCGAUAGUGCACACGGAUUUGCAAAAGUACGGCGAGACGGCGGCAGGGAUGGGCGAGAUUGCCGACCGGGCGAUCCAGGAGGAGGAAUUCCGAGAGAAUAUAGACGAAGCUGACUUUGAGGACCUGUUAAAGCAGCACAACGAAAUCACAGAGCACGACCCGUUGCAGCGGGAGCUUCUGCGGUACAACGUGAUAGACAAACUUGUUGAGUGGGAGCCGCCGGAGCAGGUGGAGGAGGAGGAGAAACAGCGCUACGACGAGGACAUGGUCCAGAAGGUGAAACAGUUCAUGAGUAGAGAGACAGACUGGGCUGGGGCAGGGUCCGAGAGCGAUGAUGACGAGAAGGCGGCAGACGAGAGCGAGAGCUCGCGUAUACGGGACUAUUUCAGGCAAGAGGGAGUCGAUAUUGACGAAGACGACUUCUUUGAGUUCUUCUGUCGUGAGGCGUUGCAGCUGAGCAAAGAGGACAUGGAGCAACUGCGAGGGGCGGACUCAGACGAUACGGAUGGAGAUACGGGCCGCGAUGGGGAGAACGCGGCGGAGGAAAGCCCCGCAGAGGAUUUGGAGGUGCUGUCGAACCUGCUGGCGGCGCUGGGGUCGGGCAGCUCGCCGGCCGCCACGAUUCUGAAUAAUCUUAAGUAA
This is a messenger RNA of Ogataea haglerorum, 1419 nucleotides long. RefSeq lists its product as uncharacterized. The record is from RefSeq and is a predicted model, not a curated record. Lineage: Eukaryota; Fungi; Ascomycota; Pichiomycetes; Pichiales; Pichiaceae. Bases 1 to 1419 code for a protein of 472 amino acids. Gene Ontology annotation, cellular component: nucleus. The transcript has a single exon.